Gossypium arboreum is the source of this 1368-nucleotide messenger RNA. RefSeq lists its product as uncharacterized. The transcript is spliced from 5 exons. The record is from RefSeq and is a predicted model, not a curated record. Bases 1 to 1368 code for a protein of 455 amino acids. Lineage: Eukaryota; Viridiplantae; Streptophyta; Magnoliopsida; Malvales; Malvaceae.
AUGAAUACGAGAGUGGGUGCUCAAGAGGAUGGUACAUCCUCUGCACCUCCUGUGCCACCACAUAGGGUUAACAUACCUGAUGAGGGUCUAGGCCCUCUGAUGGAAGCAAUAAUUGGAGCGUUUCAGUAUAUUGUUGGUGCUAACUCUACUCCUGCACUUGCCAAUCAUGUGCCUGUGAAUUGUGGUUUGCCACUUAAACGUAUUCGGGUUUUUAGGAGGAAGUUCUUGGGCGAGCAGUAUAUGGAAGAUCAUAAACAGGAAUUUUUAGACCUUUUGCAAGGUGGUUUGUCUAUGGCUGAUUAUGAGGUAGAGUUUGUGCGCCUUAGUCAGUAUGCUCUUGAAAUGGUUUUGAUUGAGAAGGAUCGCUGUAAGAGGUUUCGUUUUGGGUUCAAUCGAGAGAUCCGGGUUUACUUGGUGACCCAAAAUAUUGAGUUAUUUGGUGAGCUAGUGGAAAAAGCCAAAGUUGUUGAAGAGACUUUGGUUGAGCCAGCUCGUUUUAUAGUAGUUGAGACUGGUAAGAGGGCUUCUGAUGGUGCUUCUGGACAAUCUCCCAAGAGAGGGCAAGAUAAGUAUAGUAUUGGUUCAAGGCGUCUUGGAGAGUGUCAUAAAUUGACAGGUGGUUGUUAUAAGUUUGGUUCGAAAGAAAAUUUUCUGAUGGAUUGCCCAAAUAGAGUUGAGGUUUCACAGACUCAGAAUUUGGCACCUAUUUCUACGCUUGCUAGGGGCCGAGGUCAUGGUAGAAGUAAUGGGAAAUCGGUUGGACUACGAAUUGUUGCUCACAUUGUUGCUUCGCAAGUUGAGCCUGGAGGUCUAGCUCUAGUUUAUGUUGUUAGGGGACCUGAGGAUCAAGUGGGUGAAAGACUGGGAUUCUUGUCUAAUGUGGUUUUGGCUUUGAAAGCUGAAAAAUUGAUGGGGAAAAGUUGUGAAGCUUACUUAGCUUAUAUGGUGAACUCGAUUAGUAAGGAGUUGAGAGUUCAGAAUGUCCGAACUAUUAGGGAGUUUCCUGGCGUGUUUCCUAAAGAGUUAUCUGGCUUACAUUCGGAACGAGAAGUGGAGUUUGAAAUUGAGCUUUAUAUUGGUACUAUACCGAUGUCCAUUGCAUCCUAUCGCAUGGCACCAAAAGAGCCCAAGGAGUUAAAGAUUCAAUUGUACAAGUUGUUGGAUAGAGGGUUCAUUCGAUCGACUGUAUCUCUAUGGGGUGCACCGGCUUUCUUUGUGAAGAAGAAGGAUGAUCCAUUGCAUAUUGUGCUAGUAGAGGAGAUCAAGGUUCGACCUGAUCUCACUUAUGAUGAGGAACUAAUGGAGAUUUUAGCUCGUGAAGAGAAGGUUUUGCGAAACAAGAGGGUUCCAUUGGUUAAGUAUUUGUAG